Erinaceus europaeus (western European hedgehog) is the source of this 2030-nucleotide messenger RNA. It is a transcript of the gene SNAI1, whose product is annotated as snail family transcriptional repressor 1. Gene Ontology annotation, biological process: regulation of DNA-templated transcription. Gene Ontology annotation, molecular function: RNA polymerase II cis-regulatory region sequence-specific DNA binding; DNA-binding transcription factor activity, RNA polymerase II-specific. The transcript is spliced from 3 exons. The record is from RefSeq and is a predicted model, not a curated record. The coding region runs from base 120 to 914 and encodes 264 amino acids. Lineage: Eukaryota; Metazoa; Chordata; Mammalia; Eulipotyphla; Erinaceidae.
GGCGUACUUAAAGGAGUUGGCGGCGAGUAUCCACUCACAGCGGAGCUUCACAGCCUUUCGUCUCAGCUGCUCGUGGUCUCCGCGCCCCCCCGGACGAUCCCCGGUGUUUGUCGGCCACCAUGCCGCGCUCUUUCCUCGUUCGGAAAUCGUCCUGCUCCCGCCGGAGGCCCAACUACAGCGAGCUGCACGACUCUUCUCCAGAAUUGACCUUCCAGCAGCCAUACGACCAGACCCACCUGCUGGCGACCAUCCCUCCUCCUGAGGUCCUCAACCCCACGGCCUCGCUGCCCACUCUCAUCUGGGACUCUCUGCUGGCACCCCAAGCCCAGUCCAUCACCUGGGCCUCCCUUCUGCCUCAGGAGCUCCCCAAGGCAGUGGAUCUGACCUCCCUAUCAGACGAGGACAGUGGAAAAGGCUCCCAGCCCCCCAGCCCACCCUCACCGGCUCCUUCAACCUUCUCCUCUGCCUCCUUCUCUUCCCUGGAGGCGGAGGCCUAUGCAGCCUUCCCGGGUUUGGGCCAGUUGCCCAAGCAGCUGGCAGGGCUUUCCAUGGCCAAGGACCUCCAGGCUCGGAAGUCCUUCAACUGCAAAUACUGCAACAAGGAGUAUAUCAGCCUGGGUGCUCUCAAGAUGCACAUCCGAAGCCACACACUGCCCUGUGUCUGUGAUACCUGCGGGAAGGCCUUUUCUAGGCCCUGGCUGCUGCAAGGCCAUGUCCGGACCCACACUGGUGAGAAACCUUUCUCCUGCUCCCACUGCAACCGGGCGUUUGCUGACCGCUCCAACCUGCGGGCCCACCUCCAGACCCACUCGGACAUCAAGAAGUACCAGUGCAAGAUGUGCUCCCGGACCUUCUCCCGCAUGUCCCUGCUCCACAAACACCAAGAGUCGGGCUGCUUAGGGGGGCCCCACUGACCCCCGAGCCCUUUUCCAGACCUGCAACCUCUUCCCUGUUCCAGAAUGAAGGACCCUAGUCUGUCGUGCCUUUGACUGCUAGGGAUUCCCGCCUCUUGGGCUCAGGAUGGCUGUCCAGGUCCUUCUGCCUGUGGUGCUUCUGUGGGCUCUGAAAAGAGCCUUUCCUGGGGAAUCUCUGCAGCUGGCUGAUAGGAGGUGGCAUGUGGCACAGCAGCCUCUUGGCUGCCUCUGCUUUGUGACUUUCCUGGGUGGGUCUUUCCAUCUGGGUGUGUAUAUCCAAAACCUUGGAUAUAGCUGCUUUAAGCUAUAGGACAAAUGCCAGCAGACUGACUCGGAAGCUUCCAUGCCCCCCCUGAGGGGGGGGUCCCUCCACUCCAGGAGCCCUCAGGCCAUUCCUUUAGGAGGCAGAACUAACUAUGCAAUAAUCCACCCCCAGGGGCUGGGGUGGAAUAUGAGUGACUCAAGGGCAUGUCUAGACCCCAAGAUGCCUCCUGGGCCUGAGCAGCUAUUUCAGCCUCCAGUUUGUCAUGGUAGCACCUGUUUCACAGCCAAUUUAACAACAGUCUCAAAAGGGACUGUGAGUAAUUGCUGUUACUUGUCAGGGGUGCUUCUCUGGCCAGCUAGACCGAUGUAUCUCCCAGAACUAUUUCAGUGCCUGACAGGUGGGCCUGGGAGGAAGAUGUUUACAUUUUUUAAGGUACACUGGUAUUUAUAUUGCAAGCAACAUUUUGUACUUUGAAAACCUUUUGUAUAGUUAUAUGUACAGUUUAUUGAUGUUCAAUAAAACGGUUAAUUUAUAUAUUAAAAAAAAAACCUGUUUUAUAGUGCAGUGGGUAUUUGAACUGGCUUUUAGGAAGAGCUUAGGACUCAGGGAGCUCAGGCAUUCCACACACAGCAUUAAAUCUUUGCCAUUUAAACAGCAUGGUGGCAUUGGGCCAUCGAGGUUGUACAAAUAGGUUUUCUUGUGAGUUUGAAUGUCUUGUCUGAUGUGGAGGUUGGGAAACACCUGUGUGCAGUAGGAAUUCCUGUGCAGGUUCCUCAAAUUCUCUGCUACGUUGUCGAUCUCGUUCAUCCUCAUGAAGUGUUUUGAAGCUGACCAGGCCCACAGGGAAAGAA